UCCCCCUGUCAUGCAGGCGUCACGUGACAACGUCUCGCCUGCAGGUCGUGCGUCUUCUUUGCACUUGCUCGCUUGUUCGGCGUGUGGACUGUGUACACGGGCGGAGAUCGAUUGGACCGUCAUCAUGCCCUUAGCAUCCAAAGGAUUUGAGACGAACGGAAUUGACCAGAAUAACACCGUGCAUGUCCAGGCGCAGUGCCCAGCUCUCCCCUCGCCUCGCUUGGGUACCCACAUCAUCAGCACGGGCAACGGCCGCAGUGUGGGCACAGCCAUUUCUCUGCAGUGCCCAAGCAAACACAGGCCGGUAGGCGGUGAGCUGAAGUGUGUCAUGGAUGCAAACAGCCCUCGCUGGGUGGGGGAACUGUCCUGCAAACCGUUGUCUCCGUACAAAGACGGUGGUUUCCGCGUGGCUGUUCUUGCAUCCAUCAUCAGCAUCGGCAUAAUAUGUAUCAUGUCCUUGGCGUUCAUCACUUGCUGUAUUUGGGACUGUGCCCAACAAAACAGAGGAGCAAAUGAAAAAAAAACAAAGCAGCGCAGGGAUUCAUUCAAAAGCCAUCUGGAGGAUGGCGGGUCCUACCAUAGCCUUGAAGGCAGAUGUGACGUCAACUUAGGAGAGCAUUUUUCACCAUGGGGUACUGACAUCCCACAAAAUCAUAUUGACAACAGUUCGCCUCAAUGGUUGACCCAUGGACUGGUCCAUACACAGUCCCCCUCGCAUCUGCGCCCCUUUGGAUUCUAUGAUAACCGACAUCCACUCCCACCAAAGUCUAAUUGUGCACAGGUUUUUGGUCAGCCUCACGACAUCCCGAUUUCCUCAUGCUCCAAGUGUCCACACGCAUGUCUGCUUCAGAGCCCCACUGAGCAAACUGAUCUGGUGUGGCAGCCGUGACAAAGCCUAGAAGUUCAAAUGAAAAAUUUGGGAAAACAGCGAACACUCCUGUUCCAAGCCCGAGUCAUAGACACCGCUCGGGAACGUUUAGAAUUGCCUACAUAAAUAGUUUAAAGCCCAAACUAUGAACUCAGCACUUUCAAACCAUCUUACCCUUAAAAUAAAUGCAGUGAAAAUUCGAAGCCGCUGCCAGCUGUCUGGCAACUUCUUCUUUUUUUAAAUCUAGUACUGUACUAUUAAUCAGAAACAAGUCUUUCGCUUUCAUUUUGCACUUGCUCUACCUUACGUUGAGCAGCUCGCCAUUACUUGCUAAGAAGCUGUUACGUUCAACCCCACCUUUCCUGUCGUCGUUUUGAAAGUUUUACAACUGAGUGGUGCGCUGGGAGCCUUGCCUGCCUGGUGCAAUACUACCUUAAAUGUGCCUUUUACUAGUUACGCCUCCCACCCCAUGCCUAAAAUAGCAGUUAUUGGAAGUACAUUAUAUUGUGCAUUGAUGUCAGUUUAUUGUACGUAUACGCAUAAAAAACAUUGGUAUCUGAUUGGAAGGAUACUAGGUUCAUAAUUAUGGACAAGCAAAAGUGCCAUAAUUCAAUAAAUGGAUACGACCUGA
This is a messenger RNA of Syngnathus typhle (broad-nosed pipefish), 1499 nucleotides long. It is a transcript of the gene susd3, whose product is annotated as sushi domain-containing protein 3. The transcript has 5 exons. The record is from RefSeq and is a predicted model, not a curated record. Lineage: Eukaryota; Metazoa; Chordata; Actinopteri; Syngnathiformes; Syngnathidae. Gene Ontology annotation, cellular component: plasma membrane. Bases 11 to 889 code for a protein of 292 amino acids.